Pseudovirgaria hyperparasitica is the source of this 1105-nucleotide messenger RNA. RefSeq names its product NAD(P)-binding protein. The coding region runs from base 1 to 885 and encodes 294 amino acids. NCBI's taxonomy places the organism in Eukaryota, Fungi, Ascomycota, Dothideomycetes, Acrospermales, Acrospermaceae. The transcript is spliced from 2 exons. Gene Ontology annotation, cellular component: intracellular anatomical structure. The record is from RefSeq and is a predicted model, not a curated record. Gene Ontology annotation, molecular function: oxidoreductase activity, acting on NAD(P)H, oxygen as acceptor.
AUGGCAGACCACCAACCCGACGACUCCUCAGCCGUCUCCCCUUACCUCUCCACCGAGCGCCCCCUCGACAGCUCCUGGCGCAUCACCCUCUCCACCAAAGUCAUCGCCAUCACCGGCGCAAACCGCGGCAUCGGCCUCGGCAUCGCCCAAGUCGCGCUCGAAAACGACGCCGCAGCCGUCUACUCGCUCGAUCUCGUCUCGCCCUUCCCAGACAACGACAACGGAACCAACCCGGACGACAACGCAGACUACGCCGACUUCCUCGCCCUAGCCAGGAAGCACGACGGACGACUCAAAUUCAUCCACACGGACGUGACAAAGGAAGCCAGCGUGCAGGCUGCGAUGGACGAGAUUGUCGCGCGCGAGGGCACGCUGAAUGGCGUUGUGGCGAAUGCGGGUAUGACGAGGCAUCAGCCUGCGUUUGAGUUUACGGAGGAGCAGAUUAGGGAGAUGUUUGAUCUUAAUGUCUUCGGCGCCUUCCACACCGCGCGCGCAGCCGCCCAAACAUUCCAGCGCCUCCACACAACAGGCAGCAUAGUCUUCACCGCAAGCAUGACCUCCUACCGGCCCAACCGCGCGGCCCCAUCCGCGCCCUACGGAAGCACCAAAGCCGCGAUCCGCAACAUGACGCACACGCUAGCCAUGGAAUGGGCGCCCUACGGCAUCCGGGUCAACAGCGUGUCACCCGGGUUUGUGCGCACGGGCAUGACGUAUUUUGUGGACCGGACGCCGGAUUGGGAGGUCAAGAUGCGGUAUUAUGGCGGGAUGGGCAGGCUGGCUUGGCCGGUGGAGGUUGGGGGUGCGUAUGUGUAUUUGUUGUGUGAUGGGGCGGGGUAUACGACGGGUAUUGAUAUUCCUGUUGCUGGGGUUGUGGGGGCGUGGUGAGUGGGUUUGUGCGUGUGAACGUGUGGGCGCGUGUGUGGUGUGUGUGGUGUGUGUGGAAUGUGCUAUUGAGGGGUGAAAGUGAGUGAGUGAGUGAGUGAGUGAGUGAGUGAGUGAGUGAGUGAGUGAGUGAGUGAGUGAGUGAGUGCGUGCGGGCGUGUGGGGAAAAUGCGUUUAGGUUCGCUCCGGUGGUACGGCAUCGGGGACGCGGAAAUGUUGUGGG